Molecule: messenger RNA, 458 nt
Organism: Phyllotreta striolata
Lineage: Eukaryota; Metazoa; Arthropoda; Insecta; Coleoptera; Chrysomelidae
Source: the annotation of a GenBank genome assembly
AUCAUAAUGUAUUUGUGUCAAUGAUGGAUCCAUGGUUGUGUUGUCAGGAAAACAAUCCUGUUUCGAAAAAAACCACGACAAAAUUCGAAUUCGAAGACAAUUUUAGGCCUUCGGCGAACGAUAAGCUGCCGGAUUCUCGAGAAUACUUGGCCAUUUUAGAAGAAAAAUUGAAGAGGAUCAAAAACGACCCGGACAUUUUGGCGCAAUUGCGGGCCAAGAAGGAGGCGUGCAUGAGAGAUUUGUUGGGUGCAACAGGGACGGAACGAUUUGACGAAGAACUGAUCGAUUUCGAAUUCGAGGGAUCAUCGUCGGUGAUCGGUUCGCAAUUGGUCAGAGCUCUGGCGCCUCAAAAACAGGCGUUGAAUAGAGGCGAAAUACUCAGGAUCAUCGAACACGAUCAAUUCGAGGACGAUGGUGUUGAUGAUGAUAACGAGAAGGCUGUGAAUACCUUGAAUUAA